AUGAGUAAAUGUAUAAAGAUAAUUGCCAUUAGACAAUUACUCAAUGAAAAUUUAGUUUAACCUUAUUUCCUAUAAUUUCUAAAUGAUAGAGUUCCAUUUAAUUCUUUUCAAAUAAGAAAUCAUUAAAGGAUUGUGAAUAUAUUACAAUAUUAGAAUCUAUCGAUGAAAAUGAUAUUAUUAUUCAUAGUUGUAUUGAUUGCGAUAAAUUGUUAUGUAAUAUUAAAGUUUAUAAACUGUCACUUGUUAUAAAUAUUAAUUCGAAUGAUGAAUAAUACUACCGAAUACCCAUCUCAAAUAACUGAGACGAUUUAAGGAAUCACUUUUUCGAGUUCAUUUGAUUCUGGUAAUCUGAAGAGUGUUCGCCGAGAAAAUAGUGGAAGAUACAUCCUUAAUAUAUCAAGUGAUUGGGGUAUAAAUGGUAGGACAACGAAUUAUAGAACAUGGUUUUAUUUCUCAGUCUCUGGAGUCAAUGAAGGAGAACUCACAUUCGUCGUAGCCAAUCUACAAAACUAAAUGGGACUUUUUAAAGAUGGAAUGUAACCAGUCUUUAGGAAUUGUCAUUCCUCUUAAUGGGAAAGAUUAAAAUAGCCAUGCUACUACCGCUUAGUUCCAGAGGGUCAUUUUGAAAUAACUUUUAAGCAUCUAUUUCUCAAUGAUUCAACAGUUUAUUUUGCUUUUUUUUAUCCAUGGAGUUGCGAAGACAACAAUAAUUUUCUAUAAUAAUGUUAAGCUAUGUCUCUUUAAGUAACUGACAUUUAUUAUGAUAAUUCAAUACUGGCUUACUCAAAAGAAGGUAGACCGAUCAAUCUAAUAACAAUAACACAAGGAUCAUCAUAAAUUAAGGAAGAACCUAUACCUGGUUUAUUUCCUUAAAGUAGACCUUAGCACUUCAAGAAACCACAUAUUUUUAUUUCUGCUAGAGUGCAUCCUGGAGAAGUGCCGGGAUCGUUUGUUAAUAAUGGAUUGAUGAAGUAUCUGCUCAAAGCAAAUGACCCAGUAGCGUAAGUGGCAAGGGAGAAAUACGUUUGGAGUAUUGUUCCCAUAAUUAAUCCUGAUGGAGUCUAUAGAGGACACUAUCGAACUGAUUCCCUAUGUUAAAAUUUGAAUAGAUAUUAUCUAUCACCUUCAAAGGAGGAUCAUCCAACUAUUUAUGCAAUUAAAGAAUACAUAAUGCGUCUUCAAAAUACAGAUAGACUUUAUGCAUAUAUAGAUUUGCAUGCUCAUGCUGGUCAUAAAGGAGUUUUUAUUUAUGGGAAUUAAUUGCCUUCUUUAAGUUAACAUACAUCAAAUUGCAUUAUUCCUAGAUUGAUUAGCUUAUAUUCUGAAAUCUUUGAUUACGAUGCAUGUAAUUUUACUGAGAAAAACAUGUAUGCAGCUGAUAAAGGAGAUGGGUUAAGCAAGGAAGGGUCUGGGAGAGUGGCCUUUUAUAAGAUUUGCGGAAUUGUGCAUAGUUAUACCUUAGAAUGCAAUUAUAACACAGGAAGAAUUACGAAUAUUAUGUAUGAAGAUAGUGGAAAUAAUUUAUACAAAGAUGAAUAAUUAGAUGAAAACGUUGUUUUGGGUUCUGUAUACACUUCAAAUCCAAAAUCAUAUUUUUUUACAAUUUAAGAUUACGAAUAAGUUGGAGUCGGAAUAGUUAAUGCAUUUUUAGAUUUUAAUCUGUUAAACCCUAUGAGUAGAUUGUCAGCUUCUCCUUUUAAAACCUUAGCUAAUUUGAGAACAUUCUUAGCAUAUAAUAUCAUGAGAACUAUGCAUUAUAGAUAUGAACCAUAUUUAAGGAAGAUAUUAAAAUUUAUUAAUAACAAAGAAUAAGUGAAUAGGGUAUUGAAAGCUUUUUAUGAUUAUAUAUGCAGCGGAUAGAUUAAAGAUAAUUUAGAAGGUAAUUAAGAAGUUGUUGUAUAAAAACCAUAAACUAGAUAUUAAAAGGCUUAGGAAAUAAAGAAAGAAAAAUAAGAAAAAUAAGAGAAAUAAUAAAAAUAAUAGUAAUAAUAAUAAUAAAAAAUUUAACAAUAAUAAUAGUAAUAAUAGUAAUAAUAAUAAUAAUAAUAAUAAUAAUAAUAAUAAUAAUAAUAAUAGUAAUAAUCUUAAAAAUAAUAGUUCAGAAAAUCUUAAUAUGAAUAAGUACCUGUUAAAUAAUAUCCAUUCUCUGAAGUAGAUUUAGAUUCAAGAUAAAUGAGAACUUAAAGUUAAGGGAAAGCAAGGGCUAGAUCUGAAACAAAAUAAUAAUAGUAAGUCUAAUAAUAAUAAUAAAAACCACAGAGGGCAUUUAAAAUUAAAAGAAAUGUGAAAAUAUGA
Molecule: messenger RNA, 2295 nt
Organism: Paramecium tetraurelia
Lineage: Eukaryota; Ciliophora; Oligohymenophorea; Peniculida; Parameciidae
Exons: 6
Biological process (GO): proteolysis; protein deglutamylation
Molecular function (GO): metallocarboxypeptidase activity; zinc ion binding
Source: RefSeq, a predicted model, not a curated record